Molecule: messenger RNA, 2966 nt
Organism: Nothobranchius furzeri (turquoise killifish)
Lineage: Eukaryota; Metazoa; Chordata; Actinopteri; Cyprinodontiformes; Nothobranchiidae
Gene: slc10a3
Product: solute carrier family 10 member 3
Biological process (GO): bile acid and bile salt transport
Cellular component (GO): membrane
Molecular function (GO): bile acid:sodium symporter activity
Source: RefSeq, a predicted model, not a curated record
UUUAAUUAUUAAAAUGAUUCAUCACCAGCACAGGAAGUUUUUUUUUACAUAAAUCUGUCACCAAAUCAAAAGUUAUAGCUACUUUCUUCUUUGCUAAGUCUUUUCAGAUAAGUUAAAAAUACAUGUUCGUGUCCUUGGGUGUACUUAAUAUAUAACAUUUAAAGUAAUGCUUACUUAAUAAACUACAAUGAUAUGGUCACUGAAACUAUUUUCUUACUGUGGACAUGUUUUGUUCUGAUCCUUUAACUGUGUAAUUUCAACAUCCUCAUUUCACUUAGGAAGCAUAAAUGCACAAGUUUGACUCAGGGAAUUUUAAGAUAUUUUGCUUCUGAAAGUCUUUUAAUCUUUUAAAAAAAUACUUCAAAAUAACAACAUUCCCCCUUCAACUAUACAUUAAUUUGACAAGCCCACCUCAUUGCUGCUAGCUAGUUUUAUUCUUUAAAAAAUGUACACUGUACAAUGAAAAAUGAAAUAAAUUAAUGGAUAAAUUAAACAAAAGGCUUUUAUUUUUCGCGUGUCGUGACCGGAAGUUUGAGUGUUAUUGAAACCAACUUCACUGUAACAUCACUGAGCUGCAAAGCAGCGGCAGCGCAGCUACGAUGCUGUCAGUGUUUAUCAGCCGAGGUGGAAAUAAUAACGAAACCCGCGGUUGAGGCUCCGGUUCGUCGUGGCGGACAUUUUAACCGAGUAGAAACAACAAGGACCUGUUUGAGUCUGACGGCCGGGGUUGCCGCUGUGGAGCUGCGCUCGGCUCCGGCAGGACAGGGCGGGGUGAUGUUUAGGUUCCGGUAUGAAGGCAGCAAGAAAACGGGAACCAGACGAGACGAGGAGACGACUGACGACGCGGACCGUUUAUUCUGGAUGAAAUAAUGAGAAGUUCGCUGCGUUGGUGUAACAGGGCGGAGGUGUAACCGUCUGAGGAGGGCCCUGGCCGGCGUGAAGCGUGUCUCUGCGGCGCCCCUCCGCUCCCUGUCCGUCAAUACAAUGAGGACGCUUUUUCUUUUCUUUUGUCUUUUCCUUAUUACCUGUGGAGCAAACCGGUCGUGGGCCACCGGAAACGUGACUGUGGACAGCAGCACCGUCACCGACCGGACGGCUGACCGGAGCAGGUAUAUUAACAUCGGGGAUGGCUCAUCACAGGAAUUCGAGUUUCCUGAGAACACGGAUGGCGUGAUUGUGAUCUCCAGCCACUACCAGAGCUCCGCGAACAGCAGGAAGGGUCGCCAGAGCUGGAAGGAGACGGUGAAGGUCCGCUCUCUGGACCCAGAGGUCCUGUCCAUUCUCAACGUGACGGACAGCGGCCACGCCGGACCAGUCAAGAGCUUCAUAAUCCGCAUCCGCUCCGGGUUCCCCGGCAUGGCUCAGCUGCAGAUCCAGUUGCUACACCUGGACCAGGACUCCAUGCCCGUUUUGAUCGAGGAGAGGACGGAUUAUUCCAUCAGAGUGGCGCCUGGUGAAGAUGACCCGGCCACCCGGCUCAUCCAGUCUGGGGGCUUGUCUCAUUUCACUGAGAACCCAGUCCUGUUUGCCUUGCUGCCCCUCAUCUUCAUCAACAAAUGUGCCUUUGGGUGCAAGGUGGAGGUGGAGGUGCUGCGGGGGCUGGUGAGGAGCCCUGUGCCCCUGCUCCUGGGGGUGGUGGGUCAGUUCCUGGUGAUGCCAUUGUAUGCCUACUGCGUGUCGUGUUUGACCUCACUGCCCAAAGCACUUUCUCUGGGUCUGGUCAUCACCUGCUCUGCCCCAGGUGGUGGGGGAGGUUACUUGUACAGCCUGCUGCUCGGAGGGGACGUCACCUUGGCUAUCUCUAUGACACUGGUCUCCACGGUGGUGGCCACUGCAGCCAUGCCUCUGUCCUCAGCUCUGUACGGUUGGCUGCUGGGCGUGCAUGCUGCCCUGCACGUGCCAUUUGUGAAGAUCCUGGGAACCCUGCUCUUUAUCGCCAUCCCCAUCUCCCUGGGCAUGCUCAUCAAGCUCCGCCUGCCUGCCCUCACUCGUGUCUUGUUGGUGCUCAUAAGACCCUUCAGCUUUGUGCUCAUGGUAGGAGGCAUCUUCAUGGCCUACCAAAUGGGUGCAUCCAUCCUGGCCAACGUCAAGCCCCAGAUUGUGGCAAUCGGCGUGACGGUGCCUUUGCUGGGCCUUGUGGUUGGGGCUGUCCUGGCUAAGAUGGCAGGUUUAGCUCCACUGCAGAGGAAAACUGUCAGCAUCGAGGUGGGCGUCCAGAACAGCCUGCUGGCUCUCGCCGUCAUGCAGCUGUCCUUCCAACGGGUGGAGGCGGACUUUGCAUCCCAGGCACCCUUCCUGGUGGCCCUCAGCAGCACCUCGGAGAUGCUCCUCAUUGUUCUAGGAUACUUUGUCCAUCAGAAAAUCGUGUGGCUUUGCUGUCCUCAGGAGUGACGCCUGAUUGUAGCUGCAGUUUUGUUUCGAACUUUUUACAAAGAAUGAACUUUUUGAAUUUUAUGGAUAUUUGGUGUCCCACAGGGCUGGCUACAAGGCACCCAACAAUUUCUAAUCCAUUUGUCACUGUUGUACACGGGACAGUAAAUGGACUCUUUUUGUGGUUAUUUUGUUGUCGUUUUGGUACAUUUUCAUAAAAACCAAAGGCCUUUUAUCCCUCUUGAGAAGUUUUUGUGUUGAUGUUACAGUUUUACAGAUCAGAUUAUACUGUGAGGUACUUCAUGUAAGUAUUCUUAAGGGGAAAAAAACAUUUAAAAAAAGAUAUUUUUCUACCAGAUUACUUUUUGUAAUCCAAAAAUCAAAGACUGAUAUUGUACCAUGUUUACAAGAGUUCUAUGUGUCUUAGCCUGAGGGGAUAUUGUGGAUUAAUGGAAAGGGUUUCAGAAUCAUGAGUAAAAGGAACAUGAUGGUUUUCGAAAGUAUUUGCCACUGAUUGUGUGUCCUGGAUCUAUACAUCCAUGUACUUGAAUAUCUGAAAAGAAAGCAAAGUAAAUAAAAAUCCUCGUCUCACAGGC